Messenger RNA from Saxophila tyrrhenica, 1173 nucleotides. RefSeq lists its product as uncharacterized. Lineage: Eukaryota; Fungi; Ascomycota; Dothideomycetes; Mycosphaerellales; Extremaceae. The record is from RefSeq and is a predicted model, not a curated record. The transcript has 2 exons. Bases 1 to 1173 code for a protein of 390 amino acids.
AUGGAGUCUGCGGUGGCUGCGGCCAGCAUCUUGGCUGACACCACAGUGGUCAAGCCUCCGGAGAUUCGCCAGAGGAUCGAAGAAUUAAUCGCACCGUGGCGCGCGUCGGACGAGAAGCCACCUUUCACACCACUACAAGUCCUGGUCACGGCACUUCUGCUGCACGGCGUGGAGGCUCCGGCGGACGAUAUCCAUAUCUGGGCAUUGGAGACGUUCCGUUUCUACCGCAAACAUGCCGCCCUACUCCUGGGCUCGUAUUACCACAUUCACAACUCCAUCAAAACGCUGUUCUGCCGGUUCGAAUUACCACUGCGUAAAGAAAAGAGAGGCGACGUCAAGUACUACUCGGUCUCUCCGGUCACAGGCGAACUCCUUCUGGCAUCCAUUCUCCCGUUCACGACUGAAAAGGAACCCACCAAAUUCGACUUCUUCGGGCUGCCGGCCGAGCUGAGAGAGAAGAUCUACGAAAUGGUCUUUGGGUAUCCAAAAUCAGGGUUGGGCACCCUCCAUUGCUAUGGACAUUUCGAGACACUUUCCAAGUCUGGGAAUGAACAGUUCAGCUGGGACGCCUGGUACAAGAAGUGGGGGGCCUCUGGCAAGGAUCGCAUGGAGACUAUGCGAGUGCGCGACAUCCUGAACCCUCUACUGCUCAACAAGCAAUUCUAUGCCGAGGCUAUGCCGACUUUCUACCGCAUCAACCACUUCCACUGCAUGUCCUCAUCCGAGCUUGAGAGAUUUCUGACCUGCGUUGCACCCGAAAGGCUCGAGCAUGUCACGCACAUCUCCUUUCGCUAUUUCGGAGAGGAAAAGGCAUCAUCCAAAGCCUUCUCCAUGCUUGCCAAGAUGAAGCGCCUCCGCCGGCUAGACAUCAAAGUCAUACCUGACGAGGCAUCCUGGCUUCCAUUCAGGGGUAAGAAGAUGUACGAGAGCGUCAUGGGCAUGUGGGGCGUCAGCACGUUGAGGACGAUCCGGGGGCUGGAAAUCGUCAACUUUGAUGGUAGUCCAACCUUUGAGCGUGUGCUGAGACCAGAGAUGAUGCAGCCGAAGAUUGAGCAGAAGAAGGAAAAUGGCCGGAAGCGUAAGAUUGAGAGCGCUGAGGAGGUGUUGGGCGGAGUGUGGACAAGCAAGAAGGCGAAGGGGAGACCGAAGUGGAACGAUGAUGGGUUCAUAUGA